Messenger RNA from Plectropomus leopardus (leopard coralgrouper), 7552 nucleotides. It is a transcript of the gene atad5a, whose product is annotated as ATPase family AAA domain containing 5a. Gene Ontology annotation, molecular function: ATP hydrolysis activity; DNA clamp unloader activity; ATP binding. Gene Ontology annotation, cellular component: nucleus. The record is from RefSeq and is a predicted model, not a curated record. NCBI's taxonomy places the organism in Eukaryota, Metazoa, Chordata, Actinopteri, Perciformes, Serranidae.
CGUUUUUGAAAGAGCAAGACACGUCAAGAAACAUGUAUUUUGAAUUCCUGCUCGAAACAGUUUGGACAAUAUCGGUUUAACGCGUUUCCCUGUGCGUUCAUAUAUCCGUGGGUGACUUUUUGGAAAUGUUUGGGGCACUUUGGGGACCUGUGAGGAGCGGAGCUGCUUUGAGAGAAGCGACUACCGGCGGCUGCUAGCUUGUUGUUUUGCAGUGAAAUUUUUAUGUCUGGUGGCAACACACACAACUAUCCGCCUCACACAAUGAACUUUGCUUCUGUUUAUUCACAAACACGAAGAAGUGAAUAAAAAAAGGCCAGAAGACCGAAGUUACAGCAAGUUUAGUUUUGUCGGUUGCUUCACAUUAUGGCUGGUGUUGUGGCUAUGGCAUCUGUCAUUGAGGACUUUGACACUCAGCCUUGCAAGAAAUCUCGCAAAGAUGGUGGCAGUCCUGUUGUCAAGACAAUCACAAACUAUUUCUCACCUGUGCCCAAGCCUGUGGAGAAGCCCUUUUCACCUCCUCGCUCCAACAACAUCAUGGACUACUUUAGCCGGAAGGCUCCAUCCUCCAAAGAGAAGACCAGCUCACCUGAACAGUCGAAAGAGAACCAUCAGACGUCUCAGCUUUCAGAAAAACACACCAGCCCAGAGGCAGCGGUGAAACAGCCUCCUCAGAGACGGAGUAGAAAGGCCAGCAAAGCUGCAAGAAAACUUGUGGAGGCUGAAGCCGUUAGCUCCACAGAGGAGUCGAGCUGUGUGAUUGUAAAGGAACUUGCAGAAGCAAACAGCAGCUGUGGUGUUUUUGGCAGUGAUACAGCAGCCCUGAUGGCCCAGCUCAGUGCUGAGGAAAAAUCAGAGAGGAAUGCAACUAAAACUGUCGAUGAUGAUCAGGUUAAAGAAGAUGAAGAUGGUUCCAAAUUUAAGAACAACGUCAAACUUAAUCCAGAACUGAACACUAUUGAAUUAUCUCCAAUUGUCGCUUCAAAAGAUAAAGCAAAACAAGUCAAGGCCGCAGCGCGAAAUUCUAGGAAGGCAAAGCAUUCAGAAUCGGAGGAGAAGGAAAAAGAGAGCUCCUUGUGUGAUGUUAGUAUGGAGGUCAAUGUGGAUGAGACCUCUCAGUUAAACAACAGCACGGUAACAAUCUCCUUUGAGGAUUUUGUGCGGAGUCAGGGCGGAGGUGAAGAGGACAUGGAAGACGCACAGGACAAAGAGGAUGAAAGUAAAAUCACAUCAGAGGCAGAAGAAAUGGACACUGACCAGUUGGACAUCUCAAAAGCUGAAGAAAAAGUUGGAGAGUCACCUUUCCAAGUCUCACCCCGAACUGUCACCAUCCAGGCUGAAGUACAUGUAGUCUCACCCAAACAGGACAAAACCAACGCAGGGCAAAAGUUGGCCUCCAUCUUCAACAGAAGAAAAGGGGCAACGAGCCCUGCAGAGGUGGUAUCGUCUCCUCAUACAGAGACCACACACAAACCCCCGUCUGCCUCUCUGACUGUCAAGCGUAAAUCCAACGUGGUUCUUCAAGAGGAAGAUCUAGAGCUGGCCGUGCUGGAGAGUGAAUCCACGCCCAAGUGCAGUGAGGCAGAGAGGAAGCAGUUCAUGGCCGCCUUCAAACAGCCCAGCCUGGACGGGCCCAAAACCAAACCUGGUAAGAGCCAGGGCAAGAAGCAGCAAGGAGAGAAGGCUUUGGACGAUGCAGACAAAGUUGCAGAAGAAGACGCUGCAAAUCCAGCCUCUGUUGAGCAGGUCCCUGCAGUCUCUCAGGAAAACAAAGCAGCCAACAAGAAACCAGCAAGAAAAGCCAAAAAGAAACCAAUAGAACAAACGGAGGCAGUCACCAGCUCACCCGCCGCUGCUCCUGUGGAAGAAACGGCGGCCACAGUAAUCGAGAUAGAUGAUAAAACAGAAGAGCCUCCCAUCACUUCAACUCCCUCCGUCCCAGCAGUGAGGAGGUCCAGACGAGAGGCUGUAGUCAGGCAAGCACCUGAGUCCACCCCAACAACUCCAGUCAGGAAAACCAGGAAACACAACCAGUCAAAGGAUGCUGCCGCCGCUUUACCCAGUGACAGCCCCGCAAAGGUGUCCACCCCAAAGACGCGAAAGUCCAAGCGUGGCGUCUUUGUAGCAGAGAUAGUGUGCCCACCAGACUCAAAAGAAAGUCCAAUCAGGAUUAAAUUUACUAGAGUCCAUCAGAAUAUGUCCAUGACAAAGGCUGAAAGUGGCACAAACACUUCUGCGGCUACUAAAACAUCAACUGACUCUAAAACAAGGAGGCAGGCAAAGAAGUUGGUGGAGAAAGCCAAAGUGAUUCAGCAGAGUAAAAAAACGGCCGAGAAGGAGAAGGGCACCUUAAGGCGUUCGUCACGGACUGAAACCUCCACCAAGAGGAGCUACUGUGAAGAUGAGGAUUCCAUCAUCUGCCUGGAGGAUGAGGAGACUGACGCUCCUCAGAAAGCACCAGCGAAGAUUAAAACCCAGAAGCCUUUACGUAGUCUCAAUGAAGUUCUGGGAAAAGCCGCACCUGUUGGCAAAGACACUAAGGCUGUCCCAGGCAAAGGGGCCUCGCUGAGCCAAGAGAAAACUGCUCGGAAGGCGUCUGCGGUGAUUUCCAUCUUUGACGACAGCAGCCGCGAGGGCUCAGAAAACUCCCAGGACGAUGAGCAGUUCAGGGCGCGCAGAGAGUUUUUGAAGAGUGGCCUGCCUGAGUCCUUUAGGAAACAAAUGGCCAAAACUGCUGCCACCAAGGAGGCGUACUCUCUCUCCUGUUCCUCCUUUCAACCAGUUACUCACAUUAACCAACCUCCGAACGAUUGUCCUCUUUGGAGUCUACUGUGGCCUGAGUCUUCGUUACUGUGUCAUCUGAAAGAGGUUUGGUGUCAAACUGUCAAACCACGUCUGUCUGUUAGUGGCUCCCUUUGUGUGAAGACACGACCCGCCCCGAGAGCCUUUUCUGAACGGGGUUCAGGCUGGAGGCCUGAGAUCUCUGAAAGUGUUCGUCAGCUUCUAACGGAGGAGGUCGGCACCUCUAACCCUUCCUUUCCUGUUCAGACGUUCAUCUCGCGCUUCCUGAAGAGACGCGCUGACCACCAACAGCAGCAGUGCACAGCCUCAGAACCAGAGGCUGUAAACAGAGUCACGAGCACCAAACUGCCUGCUGAACCAGUCGGAGGGAAGAGGAAGAGGACGGAUGAUGAGGGGGAAAUGACAGGGAAGGUCGCUAAGAAGCAACGCGCCGACUGUGCAGAGGAGAAACUCCCCGAGCCUGCGCCAAUGAAAAGGGGAGGCCGUACGAGACGAUCUCGGAGAUCAAGGCCAGAGGAGGAGGCGGAUGAGAAAGAGAAACCUUCAGUCAAAUCUGCUCCCAGCCCGUCUGAAGAUGACUGUGUGGUUGUGACUGAUGAGCCACUUUUGGGGGAGAAUCCUGGAAAUAAAGAUGUGGUGAAGGAGGACGUGUUAUGGACAGACAAAUAUCAGCCUCAACACUCCAGUGACAUCAUAGGAAACACUGCCUCAGUGAGACGGCUGCACAGCUGGCUAAAGGAAUGGAAACUCCGCACAGAUCGAGAAGAGAGAAAAAAACAAAAAGACAAGAAACAAGAGGAAGGCAGCAACGACUCGGACUGGGAAUGCGGGGAAGAGGACCCCCAGGAUGACGAGGACACGUUGUGUAAUACUGUGCUUAUCACAGGACCCACUGGAGUUGGAAAGACUGCUGCAGUCUAUGCUUGCGCCCAGGAGCUGGGCUUCAAGGUGUUUGAAGUGAAUGCUUCGUCUCAGCGGAGUGGCCGUCUGAUUCUUUCCCAGCUGAAGGAAGCCACUCAGUCACACCAGGUGGACAGUCAGGGGGUCAACGCCCACAAACCCACCUACUUCAACAGUUACGGCACAAGCAGCAGCGCUGGCACUCUCAAGCCUGGAUCCUCUCCCAGAAAGCUCAACUCUCCUCGUAGAGUCGUGUCCUCUCCAAGGAAACAUCCCCAGUCCCCAAGAUGUGCAAAAAGAGGAAGCCUGGCCCCAACCUCUUUAGCUAACUUCUUCAAAAUGGGCCGACCCACCACCAAGGAGCCACCCAACACUAAGAAGAAUGAACAAACUGCUCCUUCCAAGAAAGCCAUAAAAGCAAAUGAAGGUGCUAGUAAGCAAAAAGACCCUGCAGUCAAAUCUACAACCCCUAAAGAGAAGAACAAUGAAGAACAGAGCAAGAAGACGGCCACGUCGCUUAUCCUGUUUGAAGAAGUGGAUGUUAUUUUUGAGGAAGACUCUGGGUUUCUAGCUGCCAUCAAGACAUUUAUGACCACUACGAAGAGGCCAGUCAUCCUCACUACCAGUGAUCCUGCUUUCAGCACCAUGUUUGAUGGCAACUUUGAAGAGAUCCAUUUCAAAACGCCCUCAGUGCCGGAUGUGGGCAGCUUCCUGAGGCUGUUGUGUCUGACAGAGGACGUGAGGACAGACCUGUUGGAUGUCAGCUCUCUGCUGAGACUCAAUGGAUGUGACAUCAGGCAGAGUUUACUGCAGCUGCAGUUCUGGACUCGCAGUGCAGGAGGCCGCCACGUAACCAGGCCGCUGACUCUCAGUGGCAAAAGUGAGACUUGUGAUGUGACCGUCCCACCUGCUCUCCCUCACUGUGAAACCGGCUGCACGGAGAGCAUGCUGGGCCUGCCGAGGGCUGAACCUGAGAGGGACGUCUGGGAGCUGCUCAGGAGUCAGAGUUUGAGGGAGGAGACGUGCUGGGAGCUGCUGGCAAACGGCAAACGACGAGGAGUGGACCUGCUUUAUUCCAACAUGGAGACUCUCUUACCGCUGCCACUCACACAGUUGACUAUCUCUACCCUCAAACUGGAUCAGCCUGAGUCUGUAUCACAAGAACAUCCUUCUGUUAAUCCAAAAGAGCUGCCAUCCCAUGCCAAGUUACUGCACGCGGCAGAGUCGGCGGAUUGCUCAGACGACGGCAGUCCAGUUAAAGUGUCCGACAGAAUGAGGAAGAACAAGAAGCGUCACUGUCUACCCGACCAGGGUGGACUGGACUCGGACUCAGAAGACAGUUUUCUGUCUCUCUGCAAGCCGCAGGUCGCUCCUCAAGCAAAGGAAGAAGUCAGAGAGAUUUUAGUUUCAAAGAUGGUGAAGAGGAAACCACUGACUCCAGAGGAGCGAGCGAAAAGUCUCCCAGUCUCCCAGUGUCUGGAAUCGAUAGCUGACUUUUUAGACAACAUGUCAUACAUGGACUCAUCCUUGAUUGGUUAUUCAGAAGAGAGGGACAGUCACAGACGAAGGGCGUCGGUCGGUGCGGUGGUGAAAGACGGGAUGACAGAUGAGUCGAGGGUAGAGCCUGACAGAGGGAGCUGGGAGGAUGUCUCGGAGAUCCCGGCCGCUGUGGAGGCUCUGAGCUUCCACAGGUGCCGUGUUUCGGUAGCGGAGGCCUGGGAUAAAGCUCAGCAGCUGAAAGGAGAGCUGCGAAAGGAGGCUGCAGAAGAACUCACCCUCCCUGUGGCCGCUCAUCAUGAGAGUUACAGCUUCACUCAGGACGGUCCCUGUCAACCACAGUUGGUCCAGCAGAGGAGAGAAGUGAUGGAGAGUCUGAUGUCCAGAGGAGUGUUUGGCGCUCUGUGCAACAGACCGUCAGCCGCUCUGGACUACUUGCCGACCCUUCGCACCAUCUGCAGAUCAGAGCAGCUGAAGGAGCAGGGCAAGGUUAAACGGAGGUUCCUGCACUACCUUGAUGCGAUCCACCUGGGUCUUGAAAAGAGCACUCUGCAGCACCUUGCUGACGACUUUCCCUGAACCACAGAGGAGAUCAGACACGUCCACAUGAUCACUCAGAGGCCGCUUUUAAGGUCCAGACGUUUUUGGCUGUUAAAUUAGAAAAAAGCACACUUUUGCAGGUUAUGUUGUGGUAAAAGGAUGAAUACUUAGGCAACAACGUAAAUCAAGUUUUGCCUUUUGCCUCUUUAUGAUCCUGACCUCAGUAUGAAAUGAGCUGGGCAGAUGUGUGUGUGCGUGUAUGUGUGUGUGUGUGUGCGCACAAAGGACUGUUAAAGUGAAGUGUACACACAUUGAAGAUGGAAAUGACUGAAUCACAAAAUACAGAAAACGUAUUCUCACCUGAAGGCCGAACAGCUAAAUCACCUCAAAUGCCUGAUUCAGCACAUCCUCUGGUGCUUUCAAAAAAAAUGCACUAAAGAUUUCUACUUUACAUGGUUUUUGUAAUAUUAAGCUGUGCUGGAGUGUGUGUGUGGGUUUUUUUUUUGUUUUUUUUUGUACAGUAGUGUUUUAUACAUCAAAGCCUUUGCAUCUUGCAAAGUGUUUUUUAAACAUGUAGAAAUUGCUUUUGAGGAGCAAGUAUGUACCAUUAAUGAUUUGUAAGAGAUUAACAUGUAAAAUAGAAUUUGUAAAGGCUCUGUAAAGCGUCAUUCUCCACACAAAGUACUGUUGAUACACUCAGGAGUUUGUUCAUAAAUGGAAGACAACUUUUGACAGAAAGUUCUGCCAUAUUUGUCAACCCUAUAUCCCCUUCAUAUUCCACAGUUUUGUUUUUUGUUUUUAAAAAACUUUUGUUUUUAUCUUUUUUCAUCCAGGCUUAAAGGAAUACUUAACACCUUAAUGAUUAUUUGUAUAUCAAUUAUUACCCUGUGUUGCGUUCUCACGUGCCUCUGCAGUGAACAGGGAAUCCAAAGAUGAAGAAAAUUCUUGAUGAAUUGAAGUAAAAGGGUGCCUCAAUCCUGGGCUUAAACUGUAUUAACUAUUUAUCAUUAAAUUUUAUUUUUUAGCCUCUUUUGCGCUGCACAAAAAAAUGCUAGCACCCACUCAUAUCUCGCUUCGCAGCAUUCGCACCGGGUUCAGUUGACUGCAUGGUAUUAAUCACCUCUGGCUACGAUCACUAUUGAUGAAAACACAACACUCGGGUGAAAGUGAUAAUUUCAGCCCCUUAACUGGUGAGAUUCAAUGACGCGCUGACACUUAAUAUUGUCUUUCUCCACCUAAGCAGUGCGAAAAUAUUGAUCGAAAGUUUGAAGGAGAGACUGAUAAAGUAAGUGAUGUAUAAAGAAAAGUAACCACCAUUAAGUUUUCACAGACCUCUGUCCAUGCUGCUUUCUACUGUUUGCAAGCCCGUCCGUGAUGUCAAACGUGUCGCACCUUAAAACACUACCCCACACACAAAUAGGCAUACUUGUCUGCUGCAGAGCUGUGUACACAGCUCUGCUGUGCUGGCAAUUGGAAAGAGUUUAUAGCCUUUUUUAGCAGGUUUAAAAUACCCAUGUGUUAAUUUUGAUGUCAAAGGGGUAUUUAAAACACGUCCACAAAAUUCUCGAGCUGCAACGGGUAGCGUAUCUGGGCAAAUGUGUGCCGUUUAAAGCAAAGUUAAGGCACACUACCUGUAUACUGUUGCUAAAAUGGCCCUGUGUACACCAGUAUUUUCUCCAUCUUUCUGUUAUUCUUGUGGGGACGCUUGUGAGUAAAACAGUGUUCUUCAAAAUUUAACGUAACAGGGUGAGUAAUUGAUACACAAAUUAUCAUUUUAGUGUUUGAGGUAUUCCUUUAAUAUGUAACCAUUAUUCAC